UCAGAUAAGUUGGAGACAUAAGGAUAGGCCAUAUCAAGAUAUGUUUCCAUGUGAUAUAGAUAUAUCUACCUAGGUAGGUACCUACUUAAGGUUGUGCCAUCUCCAUGAGGGGUUGAAUUCUAUUAUCCCAUCAUAGUUUACGCUUCAUACUGCAAUCACAAUGGUUUCUGCUACUUCCGCCGCAGUACCGCACCCCUUCGAUCCUCUUAGUCAGGAUGAAAUUCAGUCAGUUAUCGGCAUCGUGAAGAAGGUGCAUGAAGAUGUCUCUUUCAAUGUUAUCUCACUCCAUGAGCCGCGAAAGGCGGAGAUGACAAAAUGGCUAGAAAACCCAGCUGAAGCUCCUCGGCCGCCUAGGGUUGCUGAUGUUGUCGUGAUUGCGCCUGGUGGCAAGGUAUACGAUGGAUUGGUUGAUCUUUCGGAUGGCAAGAUCACAAAGUGGGAAUUACUGGAUGGACUUCAGCCCAUUAUAACUAUGGAAGAACUGGUUCUUGUCGAGCACAUAUGUCGGAAGGAUCCUAAGGUUAUUGAGCAAUGUGAAAUAAGCGGAAUUCCCAAAGAAGACAUGCACAAAGUCUACUGUGACCCAUGGACAAUCGGUUAUGAUGAGAGGUUCGGCAGUAAGGUUCGACUUCAGCAGGCGCUGAUGUACUACCGACCCAAUGUCGACGACUGCCAAUACCAAUACCCUCUAGACUUCUGUCCCAUAUUCGAUGCAGAGAAGCAGGAAAUCAUUGCUAUUGACAUUCCCAAGGUACGAAGGCCAGUCAGCAAAUCUCCACCAAUCAACUACCACCCGGCUGCCGUUGAAAAGGCUGGAGGAUACCGUAACAACUUGAAGCCCAUCAACAUAACGCAACCCGAAGGUGUCUCCUUCACGAUGAAAGGGCGAGAGUUAGAGUGGCAGAACUGGAACUUCCAUAUUGGCUUCAACUAUCGGGAGGGAAUUAUUCUCAAUAACAUCACGUAUAACGACAAGGGAACUAUACGCCCGAUUUUCUACCGUCUCUCCCUAGCGGAGAUGGUUGUACCUUAUGGAAAUCCUGAGCAUCCUCACCAAAGGAAGCAUGCUUUUGACCUCGGAGAAUACGGUGCUGGGUACAUGACGAACGGUCUUACCCUGGGCUGCGACUGCAAGGGUUCCAUUCAUUAUAUUGAUGCUCACUUCCCUACGAGAUCGGGCAGCAUUCGCACUAUUAAAAAUGCGAUAUGUAUACACGAGGAGGACGAUGGUAUCCUAUUCAAACACACCGACUUCAGAGAUGAGUCGGUUAUCGUCACCCGAGCGCGAAAACUUAUUGUUCAGCAAAUCUUUACUGCUGCCAAUUACGAAUACGCUAUCCAGUGGAUCUUCCAUCAAGACGGUACCAUCCAACCCGAGAUCAAGCUCACGGGCAUCCUUAACACCUACGCCCUAAACCCCGAUGAAGACACCCAAGGCUGGGGAACUCAAGUAUAUCCAGGUGUCAAUGCGCACAACCACCAGCAUUUGUUCUGCCUUCGAAUCGACGCCAACGUAGACGGGCCCAACAAUACAGUCUUCAUGGUAGAUGCAGUGCCGUCCGAUGCGCCAGUCGGCAGCCCGGAGAACUACUACGGCAACGCGUUCUACGCCAAGCGGACGAGGCUAGACACGACCGGAAAGGCGACCACGGACUACGACAGCACUACAAGUCGCACGUGGGACAUUUGCAACACAAGCAAGCUCCAUCCUUACAGCAAGAAACCUGCGAGCUACAAGCUCGUCAGUCGGGAGGUUCCUAGGCUCCUACCGAAGGAGGGCUCCCUGGUUUGGAAUAGGGCCGCCUUUGCCAGGCACUCAGUUCACGUUACGAAGUACCGGGAUGAUCAGCUAUGGCCAGCAGGAAGACACGUACCCCAGACAUCUGGCGAGCCGUCCCUCGGGCUACCAGAAUGGAUCGGGGACGGGACGGAAUCCAUCGAGGACACCAACGUGGUGCUAUGGCACACCUUUGGAGUGACGCACAUCCCUGCCCCGGAAGACUUCCCCGUGAUGCCCGUCGAGCCCAUGACGCUGCUCCUGCGCCCGCGCAACUUCUUCUCCAACAACCCUGUCCUGGACGUCCCGCCCAGCUACUGCAGCACGCCGAGCCAAGUAGCUGCGAACGGCGCGGGGGCCUAUAAUGCGACGGACGGGAUGAGCAAGCUCGCUUUUACGAACGGUAAUGGCGGUUCGGGCGCUUGCUGUUCCGCCAGUGGCACCAAUGGCACCAAUGGGGUUAAUGGUCACUAAAUCGCUAGAGCGUCAUACUUGUCGAGACUAGGUUAACUGUGUGAGUUCAAGAGAAGGAUAUUGACUGGCGGGCCGUAAUUCAGGGUUGGAAUUUUGUCUAUAAUGUAUGUUAUUAGUCUAUGUGGCUGGUGUACCAGAUGUAUCAAUAGGAAGAAUGCAGAUAUCUCGAAGUACUUCGCAGAAAUUCGAACUAAAUCCGUUCAAAAGGAGUUACUAUCUAACCUAACCUAUAUAUGUAGGUCCCUAACUUGUUAUAUCCCUUUCUUUCAAGCUCACCUUUU
Molecule: messenger RNA, 2532 nt
Organism: Daldinia caldariorum
Lineage: Eukaryota; Fungi; Ascomycota; Sordariomycetes; Xylariales; Hypoxylaceae
Product: copper amine oxidase
Exons: 7
Coding region: 161-2251 (696 amino acids)
Biological process (GO): amine metabolic process
Molecular function (GO): primary methylamine oxidase activity; quinone binding; copper ion binding
Source: RefSeq, a predicted model, not a curated record